AUGAAGGAAGAAGACCACAGUCAGAUACAACAUCUCCAUAUUCGUUCGAUUAUCCACGACGCAUUCAAAGUUUAUGAUACAGAUCUACGUUCAAUUUCCAAAAAGAUUCAUGAAUACCGUGAAACUGCUUACGAAGAAUUUCAGUCAUCUAAAUUACUAACAGAUUUUCUAGAAAACCAAGGUUUUAUUGUUGAACGUCACAUUGCUAAUCGUCCCACAGCAUUUGUUGCUACUUUUCAAAGUUCUAAUGGUAACGGCAGAACUGUCUCAUUUAAUUCUGAAUAUGAUGCACUUCCUGAAAUUGGUCAUGCAUGUGGACAUAAUCUGAUUUGUAUUACUGGUCUUGGCGCUGCUCUGGCCUUAAAAGCCUAUCUUACUAGCGAGAAGAAGACUGGUACAAUUAAAUUAUUUGGAACACCGGCAGAGGAGAGAGGUGGUGGAAAAACUGAUUUGAUCAAUGCAGGCUACUAUAAACAGGUUGAUAUGAAUCUAAUGUUACAUCCAGCUCCACGAGGUGGCGGUGCUUUCAUUCGCUAUCUUGCCAUAACUGGUUUUGAUGUUGAAUAUUUUGGUAAAGCAGUCCAUGCAGCUGCAUCACCAUGGGAAGGACGAAAUGCACUCGAUGCAUUAAUUUCGGCAUUUAAUUCCAUGAAUGCAUUACGUCAACAAUUGCAUCCAACGGCUCGUAUUCAUGGUAUUAUUGUGAAUGGUGGAACAACACCAAAUGUAAUUCCUGAUUAUACGAAAGGUACUUUUCUUAUUCGUGCAUUGAAUGUUGAUCUAUUGUUAACAGAUGUAAAACCACGUGUAAUGGCAUGUUUUGAAGCCGGAGCAAAAGCUACUGGAUGUGAAGUAAAAAUUACAGAAACAGGUUUACGUAAAGAUGUUAAAUUUAACCAAGUACUUGCUGAACGAUAUGAACAGUAUGCAAAAAUUCAAGGUUCUGAAAUACUAUCAAAAGAAGAACAAUCAAAAAUAGCAUUGGCUUCAACGGAUCAGGGAAAUGUGAGUUAUGAAGUACCAGCAAUUCAUGCUGAAUAUCGAAUUAAUCCUAACACUAAUAUGAACAAAGAAUCAACAAUAGGAUUUCAUACAAAAGAAUUUGAAGUAGUUGCUAUUACAGAAGAGGCUUAUCUAGAAACAAUUAAAGCUUCAGAAGCUAUGGCUGCCACUGCCAUUGACUUCUUAGAAGAUGAUUUAUUUGCAAAGAAUGUUAUUGAUGAGUUUAAAUGUAGUGUUGUGCAGUAA
Molecule: messenger RNA, 1248 nt
Organism: Didymodactylos carnosus
Lineage: Eukaryota; Metazoa; Rotifera; Eurotatoria; Philodinida; Philodinidae
Source: the annotation of a GenBank genome assembly